AUGGUGGAGGACGAUUUCACUUUCAUCCCACUCUCAAACAUUGAUAUAGAAACUCUAAUUAAAAUUAUCGAGUACAUGAAGAAGCAUGCAGAGAAGACAGAUUCAAAGGAAGAAGAUAUCAAAGAAUUCAACAAGGAUUUCGUGAAGAAGACACUGAAUGAACUAUUUGUUCUUGUAUUGGCUGCAAAUUACCUUCACAUUAACAGUUUAAUGAAGUUGUUAUGUCAGUCUAUUGCUGAUAGAGUUAAUGACAAAACUCCAGAGGCUAUUCGAAAUAUAUUUAAUAUAACAUAUGAUUUCACACCAGAGAAAGGAAAAGAUUAUUGA
Messenger RNA from Capsicum annuum, 327 nucleotides. RefSeq names its product SKP1-like protein 11. Gene Ontology annotation, biological process: SCF-dependent proteasomal ubiquitin-dependent protein catabolic process. Gene Ontology annotation, cellular component: cytoplasm; nucleus. The transcript has a single exon. Lineage: Eukaryota; Viridiplantae; Streptophyta; Magnoliopsida; Solanales; Solanaceae. The coding region runs from base 1 to 327 and encodes 108 amino acids. The record is from RefSeq and is a predicted model, not a curated record. Gene Ontology annotation, molecular function: cullin family protein binding.